AUGGCCAACGUUACUGGUGUUUUAUUGUUUUUUGGACUCAUAACUUCCCUUCAAUUCGUGAACACAGAUGUCCUGCAAGAAUAUGAGUUAGGAAAAAUUCUGAGUCCUCUGGGAGCCCAUUUCUUCGAUCACUUCCACGAUGAAAGCCUUCGACGAGUUUCUAGUAAAGCGAAUUUAGAGUGUACGGCGGACAUAACUGAAGUUGAGAAUGGUAUCUCUUCCCGGAGGGCUUGGGCUUUAAAAAUGAUGGACUCGUGGGGAUUCAUUCCCUCUGGAAUUCUUACCGGAGAAACUUUCGAUCUGGGUAAUUUCGAUGAAUGCCUUUCCAUCGCGCAUGUCACAGAGUCCAAUCGAAAAAUUAUUGGCAAGUACUGCUUUCUUGUUGCUAAAAGAAUCAAGAUUGCAACUUGCUUUCCGGCUUCGUGUUCGGCUGGUGACAUGACUCCAUUUGUGAAUAAUAUUAUUCAGAACACAUUGAACACCAGCAUCAGUAUUAAAAUCAGUGAAAUUAGUUGCCAAACAAGUGAAGGAGCACCUUGGGAUGUCCUGACUGUCUUUACAAUAGUGAUAUUGUCAGUACUAAGCCUUAUAGUGAUUCUUGCAACGGUCUACGACUACUUUUUCUGCGAGAAUCAAGAUGAAAUUCCAAUCAUCGUAAAGUCAUUUUCGGCUAGAGCCAACUCCCGAUCUCUUUUUCGUAUCGUGGAUAACAAAUCAAACCCAAAUAUAAUAGAGAGUCUUGAUGGAAUCCGCUGCAUGUCACUUAUCUGGGUGGUUUUCUCCCAUGAAUUUAUUUUCGCUACCACAGCUCCCAAUUUAAAUAUGAAUGAUCUUCUUAAGUGGGCCCAACAACCAUUUGCCAGUUUUGUGGUACAUGGAUAUUUCUCGGUGGACUCAUUUUUUGUUCUUGGAGGCUUACUGGUGUCCAUGAUUGUGUUACGGACUAUGGAGAAGUCUAAGGGAAAACUUAAUCCCCUUAUGAUGUAUCUGCAUCGCAUCAUCCGCAUCGUGCCUGUCGUGGCCAUGGCCAUACUCAUUUACAUGACAAUGAUGCCAGUUGUAAGUGGAGGACCAAUGUUUAAAGGUGGAUACCAUGGAACCUUUAUCUGUGCAAGGAACUGGUUCUGGACGUUGCUUUUUGUCCAAAACUAUGCAGUGCUAGACAUUUGUCUUGACCACACAUGGUAUCUGGCGGUCGAUAUGCAAUUAUAUAUAAUAUCUCCGCUUCUGCUGAUCGCUAUCUACAAAUGGGGUAAAAAGGCUGCUGCAGGAAUUUGUGUGUUAAUAGUUCUUCUUUCGGGCUGCCUCUUUGCCACUCAAAUGAUUAACAAUUAUUCUCUGCUUAUAAGAAAUGAAGAUAAAGACGGAGUGGCCAAUAAAAAUUUAUACUUUGCCACACACACCCACGCGGCACCUUGGCUGAUUGGCUUUCUAUUUGGAUACUUCUUGCAUCUGAAUCGUGGAAAGAAGUUCCAGCUUUCAAAGUUAAUGGUGUGGGCUGGUUGGCUUUUCAGCCUGACCAUGCUGUUCACUUCGAUCUUCGCGCUCUACCCAGCUGGAAAGUUUGAUGCUCCGCCACUUUCUACAUUCGCGGAAUCCUUCUAUUACACCCUGACCCGACUGGCUUGGCCAUUGGCCAUUUGCUGGAUCAUAUUUGCCUGCAUGCAAGGGUAUGGAGGCUUGGCCAAUAGUCUUCUCUCGUCCCCACUGUGGCAGCCUUUUUCCAGGCUCUCGUAUUCAAUGUACGUCUGGCACAUGUUCGUCCAGGAAGUUAACUCAAGAAGUGUGCGAACCACUACAUAUUUCUCAACCUACCAAAUGAUGCUUAGUUUCUGGCGAGACUUGGGUCAUACCCUGCUGAUGUCGUAUGUCUUGUAUCUUAUUGUUGAGGCACCUCUAAGCGGGUUUGAUAGUCUAUUACGAGGGCGCAGAGAAUCUCCAGCGCCAAGUAACCCCAAACUAAUAGCAGACCAGAGUGAGGAUAUAAAAAACAAAAAUACAGAAAUAGAAAAUCUGACAGUAACUCAGAAUAGAACUAAUGCUUAA
Messenger RNA from Drosophila bipectinata, 2046 nucleotides. The record is from RefSeq and is a predicted model, not a curated record. NCBI's taxonomy places the organism in Eukaryota, Metazoa, Arthropoda, Insecta, Diptera, Drosophilidae.